Alosa alosa (allis shad) is the source of this 1635-nucleotide messenger RNA. It is a transcript of the gene tatdn3l, whose product is annotated as putative deoxyribonuclease TATDN3. Gene Ontology annotation, molecular function: hydrolase activity, acting on ester bonds. The transcript is spliced from 10 exons. Bases 144 to 956 code for a protein of 270 amino acids. The record is from RefSeq and is a predicted model, not a curated record. NCBI's taxonomy places the organism in Eukaryota, Metazoa, Chordata, Actinopteri, Clupeiformes, Clupeidae.
GUCACAUCCGGUUUGCCUGGCGGUGCAACAGCAGAGCUGUUGCUGUGUGACAAGGGGAGAUACAUGUGUACUGUUUAAUAAUAGACUGAUCUGAAUACAAAAAUGUUUUUUUUUUUUAGCACUGAGUUUGAUACAUUGCACACAUGCAGGGAUACAUUGAUUGCCACUGUCACAUUUCUGCUGCAGAGUUUGACAACGACAUCGAUGUUGUCGUUGAGAAUUCUAAGAAAGCGGGGAUUGUAGCACUUCUGGCUGUAGCAGAACAUGCAGGAGAGUUUGAGAAAAUCAUGGAGCUGUCCCAGAGGUUUUCUGGCUUCAUCCUGCCCUGCCUUGGAGUCCAUCCCGUCCAGGCAGUGGAUGAGACACAGCAGAGGGGGGCUGUCCUUGAGGAUCUUAAUGCAGCUCUGCCCCAGAUUGAGAAAUACAAAGACAACCUUGUGGCUAUUGGAGAGGUAGGACUGGAUUUCACUCCGAGGUUUGUAAGCUCUGAUGACGGAAAGGAUCAGCAAAGACAGGUGCUUAUUCGUCAGGUGGAGAUCGCCAAACGACUGGGCCUUCCCCUAAAUGUCCAUUCAAGAUCUGCUGGCCGCCCCACAAUCCAACUUCUAAAAGAGCAAGGAGCAGAGAAUGUUUUGCUUCAUGCAUUUGAUGGAAAGCCAUCAGUUGCAAUGGAGGGUGUAAAGGCUGGUUAUUUCUUUUCCAUACCUCCUUCCAUCAUAAGAAGUGAACAGAAGCAAAAACUAGUGAAACAGCUACCAUUAGAGAACAUGUGCUUGGAGACAGAUUCUCCUGCCCUGGGCCCAGAGAAGCAGGUGAGAAAUGAACCAAAGAACAUCUCCAUAUGUGCAGAGUACAUUGCCAAGAUCAAAGGUGUUCCUUUGGAGAGGGUGAUGGAGGUGACUACGCAGAAUGCUCUUCGUCUCUUUCCCAGACUGAAGACAUUCUUGACCAUGUGAAUGAUUAGCUUCACAUCACUGAACGUUUGAACCAUGUCCUCAAAGUGUUCCAAUGGUUCUGCUGGCUGCUUGAUGGUUAUCAGUGGUAAAGCGACAUGCAUUACAUUCAUUUUUUAUUCAGAGCUUGUAAAAUGUUAUCAACUAUAUUGAUGGUCUUAAAGAGAAAAAAAAACAAAGUGCAUAUAAUGCCCAGGUUUAUUUGGAAACAGCAUGUUUUUGGCAUGCUCUCAGAAUCAUCGCAGAAGCUAUUUAAUUUCAACCAAAACACAUAAUGCACAUAUUGGUAAACCACAUAUUGGUAAAUAUAUACCUUGGGUCAUAUCCAUAAUUUACAUUUAUGGUGAUAUAAAACCAAAAUAAGUUUCAUCACCAUCACCUUGGUCAAUUAACAGUUUAGAAAAAGAUUCAGAAGGUAUCACUUUUCCAGUGGUCUGGUUAAUUUUCACAAACCCAUUUCAACAAACCCUGUGGACCUAUCAAAGCCAUACAGUUGAGACCCCGGCACUUUCACCAUUUGACAUUCUCAGCUGUCUGAUACAUAUUGCAUACUUUGUUGGGAAUACUGGAUACAUUCAAAAGCUGCAGUAAAUAAUGUACAUACUAUAUGCACAGUUAUUUAUACACCACAUUACCACCAGAUUUGUGAAUGGUAAUUUUCGAAUAAAUGUGUUGAACAAUG